Macrobrachium nipponense is the source of this 1401-nucleotide messenger RNA. RefSeq names its product tigger transposable element-derived protein 1-like. Lineage: Eukaryota; Metazoa; Arthropoda; Malacostraca; Decapoda; Palaemonidae. Gene Ontology annotation, cellular component: nucleus. The record is from RefSeq and is a predicted model, not a curated record. The coding region runs from base 1 to 1401 and encodes 466 amino acids. Gene Ontology annotation, molecular function: DNA binding. The transcript has 4 exons.
AUGGCUCCUAAACGUCCUGCUUCUGGUAAGGCUUCUGGCAAAGAGCCUAAGCGAGUAAGGAAGGUCAUGACCCUCCAGCAGAAGGUGGAAUUGCUUGAUAUGCUUAAAGCAGGCAACAGCUUUGCAGCCGUAGGUCGCCAUUUUGCAGUCAAUGAAAGUACAGUCAGGUCCAUCCAGAAGGAGGAGGUCGAGAGAAUGAGUACUGUGCGAGACCAGGAUGUGGUGCGCAUGGAGUCUGCCUUGGCACUGUGGAUACACGACUGUCGUAAGAAGAAUGUUCCCCUUGGUCAUGUAUUCAUAUGUGAGAAGGCACGGCAGCUCUACGCAAAAUUUUCAAAUGGCAGCGAGACCGAAGGCAGCGACGUAGCUCAAGAAGCAGACUUCUUAGGCUUCGACGAAGCCUCAGAUGAAGAAGAGCCAAAAGCAGGACCUUCUUCAGCUCUUCAGGGGUUUCAAGCUAGCAAGGGUCUUCAAUAUGGACGAGACUGGCCUCUUCUGGAAGAGGAUGCCGUCACCUUCAUUCCACAAGUUAAGCAAUACCUCAGCGACUUGUGUAUGGAGUUCAAGGUCUUGUUGCUUAUGGACAACGCCGGCCACCCUGCUGAUCUUUGUUAUGAGGGAGUCCAGCUUGAGUUCCUCCCUGCGAACACCACCUCUCUUCUGCAGCCCAUGGAUCAGGGCGUAAUCCGUGCCUUUAAGGCACUAUACACCCGGAACUCCCUCGGUCACCUAGUCAAGGCAAUGGAUGAUGACAGUGAAUUCACGCUGAAAGGUUUUUGGCGAAAAUUCAAGAUCGCUACCUGUCUGAACGUCAUCGAUAGGUCAUUGAGGGAUAUGAAGAAAGAGACCCUGAAUUCCUGCUGGAAGAAGUUGUGGCCGGAGUGUGUGAACGAUUACAAGGGAUUUUCUCCACAAGAAAUUCAGCAUUUGGCAAUAGAUAAUGCCGUCAAAUUGGCGAAGAUCCUUGGUGGAGAAGGAUUCGACGACAUCACCAAGGACGAAGUGGGAUCCCUGAUCGACACACACACUGAACUCUUAACGGACCAGGAUCUGGAAGAAAUUAUUGACUCUGACAUCGACGACAACGAAGACUCAACAGGUUCAGGGAACGAGGGGGAUGAGGAUGGGGGUCUUACCUUGGACUUCCUGAACAAUUAUAUUAGGUUGUUCGAGGAGGCGAAGGAGACCAUUUUGGAACGGGAUCCUUGCGUAGAACGUGCCUUAAAGUUCGUCAAUAGCAUUGAUGGGGCACUGAGCCCCUAUGCACACCUUCUGAGCACCAUGAAGAAGCAAGUGCAGCAGCUGCCCAUCACAAGCUACUUUUCAGUGGCGAAGAAGGCCCCUCCAGCCCCUGAAAUCCCUCCUGAAGAGGAGAAAGGGACGUCCCCAGAGGAGACGUAA